CUCCGCCCCGCCGCCGUGUUUCGGUUUCGUUUCCGAUGGCUCAGAGCCGGCUCCGCUCCCCGCAGCGCCUUUCUGUCCCCGGCACUGCCUGCUCGGCGCCGCCGAGGCCUUGCGCGGCCAGCAGCAGGUACGUGUGGAGCUUGGGGUGGCGGGGGCUGGGGCCGGGAGCCCUGCGGGAGGCGGUGCCGCCCCUCCGGCUCCCGGUGCCGCCGCUCCAGCUCCCGGUGCCGCCGCAGGCACCCUUCCGCCUUGUGAAGCGCAGCACGAUUGGGGAAGCGUCCGGGGCCCAGGACACCUUUGGCCACGGCCCGGACUUCUGGUACUACCCGAGCCAGCUGGAGGAGUCCAAUGAGGAGGAGGAAGAAGAGGUGGAGGAUUAUGAAAAGGAGGAGGAAUGGAUUGGCUUCAAUCAGCAGUGGGAUGUGUCCAGCGAGGACAGCGAGCCCCCCUACAACUUCUGUGGGUUCAAGAAGUCCUUCUUGUGUGAGGAGCCUCUGCCCACUCGUCCGCUUCCGAGCGCUCUUGAGGUGAAGAUGCACAGGCUGCCUGCGCCCUGGAAGCACCAGCUUACAGCCGAGGAAGCAGAGAGGAACGCACAGGAGCUGGUAGCGGAGGAGGAGCGGAUGAAGAAGAAGGCGGAGAAGAAGAAGCUGAAGAAGAAGAAGCAGAAAGACCGGAAGAAACGAGAGAAAUUGGGACAAGAGCUGAAAAGCAAGCAGGAGGCUGAGUCGAGCACCUCAUCCCUGAGCAGCACUGUGGGUACUGGGCACCCCCAAAACAGCAAUGCUGAAGAGCAGGAGGGCUUGCUGGACUCCAGCCCCUCGCCAUGCCUCGGGGACGGCACAGCCUCUUUGGGAGAGGAGGAAGGAGGCCAGGAGACAGGGGGUGAAGAGAUGGAGGAUGAGCUGGACCUGAGCUGCACCUUCGUCUUCAAAGCCCGGCAGAAAGCGGGCGUGAGGCUGCCGGCACCUGGGAAGGAGAAGCCAGCUAAGAUGAAUGAUGCUGAGCUAGGCAAGAGGGUGCCAGAGAAGGUGAGUUCAAGCCCACAGGACCCUGGGGAGGGACCUGCUUGUCCUGCAGCACCCAAGCUCUUGCUGCCCUGCCUGCCUGCACUACAGGUGCCUGAGCCAGAGCCUGUAGCCCUGGACACGAGUGUGGUGGAGCAGAGCCUGAUUCUCGCAGGCCAUGGCAAUGAAGCUGCCCAGAAGGGCCGCUACGCCGAGGCAGUGCAGGCCUUCACGGAGGCUGUGAAGCUGAACCCCAGGGAGCACCGGCUCUUUGGGAACCGCUCAUAUUGCUAUGAGAAGCUUCAGCGCUACGAGGAGGCCCUGAAAGAUGCAGAGAUGUCGCUGGGGCUGCAGCCCGGGUGGCCCAAAGGCUUCUUCCGCAAGGGCAAGGCGCUGCGGGGGCUGAAGCGCUAUGCCGAGGCUGCCAGAACUUUUGAGGAGCUGCUGCGUCUGGACGGUACCAAUGCCGAGGCGUCUGCCCAGCUGGAGGCCUGCCGGGCCCUGCUGCGGCAGACCAGUCCUCGUGGCCAGAGCAGCCCGGGGGGGCUCCCUGUGUCCCCGUCCCUGCUGGAGGCUGGGGAGCCACCACUGCCUGCCUCUGCAGAGGCAUGGGCGAGUGGGAACUGCUGGGACACAGACACAAGUGGCUUCGUGACCGUUGUGAGCUCCAGGAGCCAGACGAGAGCCCAGGGCCGGGCCACAGGCAGUAGCCAGCAGACACUGCCUCCAACCCAUCCUGCCAGGGACUGCUAUCCCCUCUGGGUGGGGAACAUCACCUCCAGGAUCAGCAGGAAGGUGCUGCACAGCUCUUUCAGCCCGUUUGGGGAGAUCCACUCCAUCCGGAUGCUGCCAGAGAGACGUUGUGCCUUCAUCAACUACACAAAGAAGGUGGCAGCGGAAGCAGCCUACAUAGCCAAGCAGGAUACCGAGGUGGAGGGAAGCAGGCUGGUGCUGCAGCUGAAGCACCCCUCCCAUGCCACCCCACCCCCCCGCUGGCACUCGGAGCCCCGUGGCAAAGUGGGCACCCUCCCUGGGGGGCUCCUGUAGCCAGGGGGUGUCCCCAGACCGCAGUGGAGCCUGGCCCUGCGUGGUGCCUUCCUGUGCUGCUGGCACACCGCAGAGGAGCUGGGCCCGCUGGACGGCCAUGGUGGGACAGCGUGGUCCCCUGCCCAGGAGCCAGCACAGUGCCUGCCACGCACAGAGCCCUCCUGGCAUGGAGCCGUGGAGGCAUCGGCCACUGCGGGCAUUUGCCCCCAACCUGAGGAGCCUGCUGGUUCCUGCCUAACCCUAGGGCCUGCCUGCUCUGCCCCCCUCCCCGGGGGCCUGGAACAUGAUCAGCAGCUCCUGGCCACACGCUGGGCUUUGGUGCCCAGCAAGGAAGGAGCUGAGGAGGUGCCUUCUACUGGGGUGGGGGGCUGGCAGUGGCACCCCUGCUCCCCCCAGCACCAUGGCUCCUGGGGGCUCUGCAGAGGGCUAAGCCUGCCUUAGCCCUGCCUGUGCCUUUUCCCUGGGGGACCUGUCCCCCCUCCUGCCCCCUCUGUGGGCAGGGGUCUCCCCCCCCUCCUGGUGCCUGAAGUGGCUGUGCCUUGUGGGGCUUCCUCUGGCGGGGUGGGCUGUGCUGUUUCCCCCCAGCCCGUACCCUCCUGUGGGUGCAGGGAUCGCCUUCCCGGGGGCACACUGGAAGCCCCUGCUCCUGGGGCUGGAGGCCAGGGUGGGUCAGUGCCCACCCUGGAGCUCCUUGUGCUGGUGCCAGGGAGAGCGUUCUGCGGGUGGUGGGACAGGGCUGUGCCUGGGGACAGCCCUUACCCUCUGCCCCUUCAGGGAUUUUGUACCCAAUUUGGGUUUUCUUAAUAAAAUCGAGCCAGCAGAA
Calidris pugnax (ruff) is the source of this 2877-nucleotide messenger RNA. RefSeq names its product tetratricopeptide repeat domain 31 (gene TTC31). The record is from RefSeq and is a predicted model, not a curated record. The transcript has 14 exons. Lineage: Eukaryota; Metazoa; Chordata; Aves; Charadriiformes; Scolopacidae. The coding region runs from base 36 to 2054 and encodes 672 amino acids. Gene Ontology annotation, molecular function: RNA binding; protein binding.